AUGGAAAUCAAUGAGACUGGACAUGUCCAGGAAUUGGAGCGGAACUUCUCGUUUCUUUCGAUCCUAAGUUUAGGAGUGGUUACAGGCAAUACGUGGGCAGCUCUGGGUGGCAGUAUUGCGGUAGCCAUUUAUAAUGGAGGGCCACCAGGUGUGAUGUACGAGUUCAUUGUGGUUUCAGUCUUCUAUUGGCUUGUGGCGGCUUCUCUCGCUGAGCUUGCAUCUUCAAUGCCUAGUAGUGCCGGAGUCUAUCACUGGGCAUCUAUUACUCCAGGGCCUAAGUAUGGACGUAUCUGCGGUUGGUUUGCUGGAUGGUGGAAUACAUUUGCGUGGAUAUGCGCCUCUGCUACAAUGGCAAACAUUAGCUCCAACAUUGCAGUUGCCAUGUACGGAUUAUACCGGCCCGAGUACGUGCCUCAGCGAUGGCAUAUCUUCAUCGGGUACCUGAUAGCUUCUUGGACCUGCUGUUCUAUCGUUCUCUUCGCCAAUCGCGCACUUCCUAUGAUCAAUACCAUUGGACUAGUCUUCAUCCUCGCUGGCGUUCUCAUUACUAUCAUAGUCUGUGCAGUAAUGCCACAUACAACAGGAGCGGGUUAUGCCUCAUCCUCUUUUGUCUGGGCGGAGUGGAAUAAUCAAACCGGCUACGGUAGCAAUGGCUUCGUCUUCCUAGCCGGUAUGCUUAAUGGCGCAUAUUCUGUAGGCACUCCGGAUUGCGUCAGCCAUAUGGCAGAAGAAAUUCCCAACCCGAAGCGCAACAUCCCUCUGGCCAUAGCAGCCCAGAUGGUUAUCGGAUUCUUUACAGCCUUCUUCUACAUGAUCGCAAUCUUUUACGCUACUCGAGAUCUCGAUUCCGUCCUCGCUGCUCCAUAUUUCCCCUUGGCUCAGAUAUACGCCCAAGCUACCUCUUCUAGGGGGGGCACCAUCGGUCUCCUGCUCGUGAUCUUCUUCCCUAUCUUCUGCACCUGUAUUGGGACCUACAUUACUGCAGGUCGAUCGCUCUGGACUCUUGCACGCGACAAGGCAGUUCCUUUUUCUGGUUCCCUCGGAGCCAUCUCGCCCCGCUUCAAGAACCCCUUCACUGCCACCCUCUUCUGCGGUGCCUUUUCCACAGUCCUAGGAGCCAUCUACGUCGGCUCAACCACCGCAUUCAAUGCCUUUGUCGGCUCAUUCAUUGUCCUCUCUACACUUUCCUAUCUCGCCGCCAUACUGCCCUUCAUGUUCACUGGGCGCUUCUCCCGGGCGUCCGAAGCACCAGGGCCUUACAAUAACGGUAUGAGACCAGGAGUCUACAAGAUGGGCAACAAAGUUGGCUACUGCGUAAACGCCAUCUCUUGCGCAUACAUUGUUGUUUUUGUGGUCAUUUAUUGCUUCCCUUAUUCAUUGCCCGUCACCCCGGCCAAUAUGAAUUACUCUUGUUUGAUCACCGGCGCGAUGACCAUUUUUGCGGCAGUCUGGUGGAUGCUCAGAGGUAGCAAUUAUGUUGGUCCACAGGCAAUGACUGAUGACGGUGAAGACGCGCACAUGGGACCGGUUUUGGAGGGCGUUAUUGCAAAGGGUGAUUGA
This is a messenger RNA of Amorphotheca resinae ATCC 22711, 1560 nucleotides long. RefSeq lists its product as hypothetical. Gene Ontology annotation, biological process: amino acid transport; transmembrane transport. The transcript is spliced from 6 exons. Gene Ontology annotation, molecular function: transmembrane transporter activity. Bases 1 to 1560 code for a protein of 519 amino acids. The record is from RefSeq and is a predicted model, not a curated record. Lineage: Eukaryota; Fungi; Ascomycota; Leotiomycetes; Helotiales; Amorphothecaceae. Gene Ontology annotation, cellular component: membrane.